Molecule: messenger RNA, 1307 nt
Organism: Prorocentrum cordatum
Lineage: Eukaryota; Dinophyceae; Prorocentrales; Prorocentraceae
Source: the annotation of a GenBank genome assembly
GAGGUUUCGGUUCCGUACGCCUCGUCGAGCAUGCGAAGACUGGCCAGAGAUACGCGCUGAAGCGCGUGCCGAAACGGCGGGGUAAGAAGGUGGAGGAGCUUGUUGUCAGGGAGUGCGACCUGCUCGCGGAGAUGGACCACCCAUUCAUCCUCAAGCUCGUCAAAAAUUUCGAUACCGCGUCGAGCAUCUACAUCCUCACAGAGCUGCUCACAGGCGGCGAGCUUUUCGCGGCGCUAGAGCGGCUGAAGCGGGUGCUGACGCGGGAAGAGGCGCAGUUCUAUGCAGGGUCGUUGGUGUUGGUCUUGGACUACCUCGGCGACAGGAGAAUAGUCUUUCGCGACCUGAAGCCCGAGAACGUGAUGCUGGAUGGGCAGGGCUACAUCAAGCUCAUCGACUUCGGGACUGCAAAGAAGCUAGCCAAGGACGAGGGCCGUACGUUUACCAAGAUCGGCAGCUGUCAGUUCAUGGCUCCCGAAGUGCCUCUAGGGCGAGGCUACGGGACCGAGGUCGACAUCUGGUCAUUAGGAAUCAUGCUUUUCGAGUUUGUGUGCGGCUACCUACCCUUCGGGCGUGAGUUGGACAAUUCCUCUGAGGUGGAGAUCUACCGCUCUGCGCAGGAGGACAAUCUUACUUUCCCGCAGUUCUACAAGGACUCCGACGGGAAGCAUCUGAUGCGGGGCCUUCUCCGGAAGGACCCAAAGAGUCGCCUUGGCACUGGCUUGGACGGCUUCCAGGUUAUCAAAGACCACGACUUUUUCAGGCUUCCCGAUGCUGGGCAAACUCUGUUCGACAUGCUGAUCGCGAGGGAGCUGAAGCCACCCUUCGAGCCGGACGGGGAGAGCUACAUGGAGGAUGACAUCAACAACGAGUUGGAGCUUUGUUCAAUGUGUGAAAAAUAUGUAGUUUGUGUUUGCCGUUCCUUCUUGCUUUUAGUAUUUCCCUUCGCUUUGCUCCCCGCUGCCCUGUAUUUCCCGUUCCCCCUUCCGUCUUCGUUCCCGCCCCUGUUUCCUGGUAUGUCCCGCUCUCUUUCCGUUUCCCGUUCCUUUUCAUUCUCGGUUCCAGGUCGUUUUAUCCAGAAUGCGACGUGCAAGUUUCAAUCGUGCCAUGACUUUGCCGUGCCACACCUCAAAGUAGACGAGUGCGACUGGCCCUCGCUGGGUGUGUGUCAUAGGCUCUGCGAUAUCAAGAGAAAGAGAAAGAGAAGAGGGAGAAGCAAACAAGAGAGAGAAAGUUGAAGCAUCCCCUGGGCAUCCCCGCUGGCGUCGGGACUGUGCCACGCCUGCUGAUCUUUGCGACAGUUCGUAGAU